CUCCUCCUCCACCCCCACUCCCUCUCGUCCUUUCCGCCGCGACGCGCGGGUCGUCCAAGGGUUGGGCUCGUCGCUGCUGCUGCUCCUCGUCGCCGGCGUCGUGCUCCACCUCCCUCCGGGGUCCGGACGCGCGCGCGAUGGAGCAAGAUCACGCCAUGGAAAAUCACAUUAUGGCCAGGGUAAGUUACACUAUAACCCAUCCAGCCAGUCUCGCGUUCUUCUGAUUCAAGCUACUUGUUUUUUUUGUUGUUCUUGGCAGACCAAAUUUGUGUUCGCCUCUACCUUCGCCGCAUCCACCCUCGGCUACUCCGUCGCCAUCGCCUACAGCCUCAGCGGGCGUGCAGCGAAGAUGUCGCUGAUCAGGCCGAGGGCUGACCACGUCGCCGGCACACCAACCAACUUCCGCGGUCCCGACCGCUGGGAGACGGGAGAUGACCCCCGACUACGCAUCCACCUGCCUUCAGUUCGCCACCGUCAUCUUCUUUCACAUUGCGAUCAUCGGCCAUCUCUGCCUCAAGCGUCCCCGUGAUGUGUUUCAGCUCACCAAGGUGGCCUCUUGCUUCGUCCCGACCGGUUUCGCUCUGUGCACCGUUUCCUACUUCUUGCAGUUCUUGUGCCUCUCGAGGUAUAAGAUACUUGUCAAGGUGUGGGUUGCUUUUGCCAUAGCGACCGUCAUGGUGGUCCUUUUCACCUUCAUCCUCAUCUGGGGCCCACCGAAGCAAAAGGACCUUAUGCACCGCGAGAUGAGGCAACGCGGCGGCAAUGGAGGUGGAGAUGGAAACAACCGCGUCCAAGAACCGUAGGAGGACGUUGAUGAACCAGAGUUCACAUUCCGCCGCCGAGUAUGGGAAGGAGGUCAUCCGCCUGAGGCGCUUUUUGAUGGAAUAAUAGCUGUAGUUGUCGUUCUCGUUCGUAGGUUCCUGUAUCUUGAUGGUGUCUGUGGUAGAUUCAGAUCAGGUAGUUUUAUCUUCAGUCCGUGCAUCCUGUCCAACAAGAAACAGAGUUUUGAACAGCUGGAUCGUUUAUUUGCAGUCAUUCAGUAACUUUGAACUGCUC
Molecule: messenger RNA, 1056 nt
Organism: Oryza sativa Japonica Group (Japanese rice)
Lineage: Eukaryota; Viridiplantae; Streptophyta; Magnoliopsida; Poales; Poaceae
Source: RefSeq, a predicted model, not a curated record